This is a messenger RNA of Elaeis guineensis (African oil palm), 847 nucleotides long. Its product is annotated as small ribosomal subunit protein uS17. Gene Ontology annotation, biological process: translation. Gene Ontology annotation, molecular function: structural constituent of ribosome. Gene Ontology annotation, cellular component: ribosome; cytosolic small ribosomal subunit. Lineage: Eukaryota; Viridiplantae; Streptophyta; Magnoliopsida; Arecales; Arecaceae. The record is from RefSeq and is a predicted model, not a curated record.
UUUCACCGCCAGCCAGUUAUUGGGUCUCUUGCGCUUGACGGCCGAAAACCCAAAACCCAAAACCUGUCUAUAAACGUAGGGUUUUUUCCGGCCUCUUCUUUAUCCCGCCGCUUUCCUCCGCCGCCUCUCUCCCCCUCCCCUGGGCCCUUUUCCGGUCCUUCUCCUUCGUUCAAUCAUGGCGGAACAGACUGAGAGGGCUUUCCUUAAGCAGCCAAAGGUUUUCCUUUGCUCGAAGAAAUCUGGUAAGGGGAAGAGACCUGGUAAGGGUGGGAACCGCUUCUGGAAGAGUAUUGGUCUUGGAUUCAAGACUCCUAGGGAAGCUAUUGAAGGUGCAUACGUUGACAAGAAAUGCCCGUUCACUGGUAAUGUUUCUAUUAGGGGUCGCAUUUUAGCUGGCACAUGCCAUAGUGCCAAGAUGAACAGAACCAUUAUUGUCCGUAGAAAUUACCUCCACUACGUGAAGAAGUAUCAGAGGUAUGAGAAGAGGCAUUCAAAUAUUGCAGCACACAUAUCCCCAUGCUUCCGUGUGAAGGAAGGAGAUCAUGUUAUCAUUGGCCAGUGCAGGCCAUUGUCCAAGACUGUGAGGUUCAAUGUUCUAAAAGUCAUUCCAGCUGGGUCAAAAGGUGGCAGUGGGAAGAAGGCUUUCACUGCAAUCCGAAGUUUCUAACGUUUUGUUCUUACAUAUUGCAGUCAGUUGGAGUAGGUUCAGUUUUGAAUUGAGCUCUUUGAAUGAAGUAAUGCCAUUUGACCAGGAGUAAUCCCGUUUGUCGCUUUAAGAACUCUUCAAAGCUAGUUCUCAGUUUUGCUUUCUGAAUGAAGAAACUAAUGCUGUUUAUGCAGAAGUCAA